AUGGCCUUGACGAACAAGCGCGGACUCAGCGUCCACAUAUCUCUUUUCAUCGCGCCAGAGAACGUGCCGAAAUUCUUCGAGGCGUUCAAGCCAGUCUUUGAGAAAACAGUGGCUGAGCCCGAGUGUCUCUUCAUUGAGGCAUACCAAGCAAGCGAUGACCCGGGGCACAUUCGUCUCGUCGAGAAUUGGGAUGCUUCAGUAGAGUUUCUGCAGGUACUUCCAUCUGGUAGGGAUGAGUUCAAGGAGUACUUCGCUUUCAUAGAGACCCUUUUUGUGAAGCCGCGUCGGAUCGAGGUAUUCAAUCCCCGUUACAGCCUGGAGGGCUUCUACGCCGCUCAAGAGUAG
This is a messenger RNA of Purpureocillium lilacinum, 345 nucleotides long. The record is from RefSeq and is a predicted model, not a curated record. NCBI's taxonomy places the organism in Eukaryota, Fungi, Ascomycota, Sordariomycetes, Hypocreales, Ophiocordycipitaceae.